ACGUGUAGUAAUAUAGUUAGUAAUAACCAAUUACAAUACCCUUUUCUUUCUUUUGUGUUUCUUGCUUUCUUCUUCUUCGCUUUCGUCCCUUUUCGGAGUAUCCCUCCCAACCAUGGACGUUGAUCCUUGCCAAUACGAACAAAUUGCUAUAAAUGAAAAAGAUGUCAACAACAUCAUUCUGUCAUACCUUAUACAUAAUUGCUACAAAGAGUCAUCAGAGUCAUUCAUUUCUUGCACUGGGAUGAAGCAGCCUGCAGAUCAUUUGGAGAACAUGGAAAAAAGAAAAAGUAGUAAGGCCUCCUUGAUGGAUAAAUUUCAUUCAUCUUUAGGAAUCUUUCACCAUGCAUUGGAGGGAAAUGUACUUAAGGCGAUUGAGCUCACAGGGCAGCUGGCACAGGAUAUUCUGGAGAACAAUAACGAUUUGCUGUUUGAUCUUCUAAGCCUUCAUUUUGUAGACCUUGUCUGCUCUAAGGAAUGGGCAGAAGCUUUGGAGUUUGCUCAGACCAAGUUGAGUCCUUUUAGUGUGAAGGAGCAGAAAUAUAUGGAAAAAAUAGAAGGUUUUAUGUCCCUUCUUGCUUAUGAGAAUCCAGUGGAAUGCCCAAUGUUUCAUCUGAUUGGCUUAGACUAUCGGCAACAAGUUGUGGAUAGUUUGAAUCAAACUAUUCUCGCACACUUUAACCUUCCCAUCCACACUGCCAUGGAGCGGCUUAUACAACAGACCUCAGUAGUUAGACAAUGCUUAAGCCAGGAGGAUGGGGGGCCUCCACCAUUUUCCUUGAAGGAUUUUCUUAAAAGUCAAUGAAAAGCAGUUAAAUAUCCACUGGGAUGUUGAGGAAUGAAGCAUGUGUACAUUGUGCCUUUUUUGCCACAUAAGGGAUUGGUGCAUGCAUGAUUUGAUCACUAGUGUAAAGUUGUCUUCGUAUACUUUUGUAUAAAUUUUUUGGUAGCAGGCUAUCUAGAUCUUUCGGGUCAUACUGCAUUCUUUAGGUAUUAGUGUUCCAUGAAAAUGGAGAAAAUUGCAAUUCUACCGGAUUAAGAUAAUAUUUUCUUUCUGGGGAAUUUGAUCUAAUUGUGGCCUUAAGAUGUCGUCAUUCUUCCAUAGUUUUCCACAUUUUAGAUUGUAUUCAACCCCUUGUGAGGUUUAGAUGACAACCAUAUACAUUUUUUUUCCAUGCCCUAAUUUUUUAUGCAAAACGCAUCUACA
Messenger RNA from Glycine soja, 1204 nucleotides. Its product is annotated as glucose-induced degradation protein 8 homolog. The record is from RefSeq and is a predicted model, not a curated record. Gene Ontology annotation, cellular component: cytoplasm. Gene Ontology annotation, biological process: cell surface receptor signaling pathway; cytoskeleton organization. NCBI's taxonomy places the organism in Eukaryota, Viridiplantae, Streptophyta, Magnoliopsida, Fabales, Fabaceae. Gene Ontology annotation, molecular function: protein binding. The coding region runs from base 113 to 802 and encodes 229 amino acids. The transcript is spliced from 7 exons.